AAUAUUAGCAGAAAAUGUACUUAAGCUACAUUUUUCAGUGGAUUUUGGCUCAUAAAUUUAACCUUGGCUUAUAAUUAAUACUCCCCCCCCAAGUAUCAUAUGCCUGAAAGGAGUCGAACAUAAAAUAAAACGCAACGUUUUAUUUUAUGUUUGUCAGUAUCAUAUGAGACAGUAGGUUAUCUUACACAAACUAUUAACUAUAUCUGAGAUAUCAAGGAAACAGCUUAUAUGUCACCUAAAGAACAUUUCUGUCCUUUUCAUGCAGUGAAGAAGGAUUUAGUUUCCACAGUCAGCUGAGCUAACAGACCUCCAGCCAACACGCUGCUGGAAAUGACAGAGGUGCACUUGCGUGUGGAGGGUGACGCAGCUCCUUAUUGCGGAGCUGCAAGCUUUCGCUUUCGUUUAUGCGGAAGUACCAGUGUUUAAAGUAGCGAGACAAGGGUAAGUCGUAUGCGCAGUAAAGUAAUAUUUUCAAGAUAUAUUUCUGUUCAGAUACACAUAACGUGUGAGAUAACUUUGUGGCUGUUACAGGUUUGAUUAAAAUGUAAGACAUAAGGAAACUUAAAGUGGAGUGUAACCCAGAGUGUAGCUCUGCAGGCUAGGUGGAGAGCGAUGUUAGCUAAUUUAUGGAAACGGUUUUAUAAAAAAUCGCCAAAUAGAGAAUUGCUGGUUGUUGGGGUGCAACACACUGUUAUUAUGUCGUCUGUGUUUGGUGUGUUUUGAAGGAAGAAGAUCAAAAUCUGAAACAUGGCCACUGGACAGUCCGUGGACGAGCCCGAGCCCAUGGAUGUCGACAGUUUUGACAGCGACAAACCUGAGGACAUGAGCCAAGUGAAUAAUUCUGCUGUGAGUAAAAGCCAGCAACCUUCAACACCUAGCCACCCACCUGCUGCAGUACCGGAUGAAGAUGAAGCUCACAUUGUUCUCUCAGUGAAGUGGAUCUCAGUGAAGUGGGUCUCAGUGGAGCCUGAUGAUGAACUACAAAAAGUUAAGAGGCUAGAGUCUCGUCUACAGAAAAUGCUUCAGUCUUGGAUCAACAAACGCAAAACUAUGAUGGAAUGCUCAGUGAAAAGGACCUUAGAUAAUGGGCAUGUUGUGAUAAGCAUUAAACCAGCUGCAGCCAUGAAUGAACUUAAAAAACUUAGUGAAGAAACACUAAGGAAGGAUGAAAAUUCAGUCUUGAUAACAUCCGUCAGUCAGCUAUAUCCACAGCUUGAUAGACAAGUACUAGAGGAUGCUUCAGUGAACCUGCCAGAGCCACAAACUCAGCAAGUUCAACUGGAGAAAAAGAGUAAAGCAGGUUCUACAGCUGGAGAAAAGAUGUGCGCUUCUUUCAUACAAGAGCCACAACAUGACCAAGUUCAGGCGGGGAAACAGAGUAGCGCAGUUUCUGCAGGUGAAGAGAUGUGCACUUGUUCUGUCCCAGUGGCUCCUUUCUGGUAUGUGAACCACAUGUACGAAAAGGAAAUCAAACAUAUAGAGAAAAAGAAUGGAGUUCAAAUAAAGGCAGACGUUAAGGUGACAUUUGAAGUAGAUAGAAAACAUGGGAACCCAGACAAUGCGCUCAAGGAGUUUGAAAACCUUUUCCAGAACAGCUUUGUUGAAUCCAAUGGCUCAGUUAUUCCUCUCAAGUUCAUAGAUCCAGAUCAGUGGAGUAACGCAUUGAAAACCAUCCAGGAAAAAGAAGACAAGCUUUUGGUUACUUUGACCUCUAAAACAAUGACUGUACGUGGGCCAGCACAUAGUCAAGAUGUUUUCAGUAAGUUGUUAAAUGCAGAUACAGAGCAGAAAAGAAACACAGAUGCUUCUCAUGAGUUUCGAAAGACAUCACUGAAGAUUGACAUGACCACCAAAGACGAUUUCCCACAUGCAGGACUGAUCAUCGAGAAGACCUUUUGGAUGACUAUCUAUGAUAAUAAGCAAGUAGCAAGGAUCAAAGAUAAGUUUAAUGUGGACCUGAAAGAAUAUGACAUUGGUCAUGGCAAAGUCAAUGUCAAAGCUUUCUACCAGAAAGAAGGAGGAAAUGCCUCCAUGGAGAGCCACGCUCUAAGAGCACUUCUCUGUCUAUACCAGAAGUUUGUUGCAUCCCCCAAGAGUUCAUUCCAGUUCCAUGGUGCUACUGGAUUCAGUGGCACACCCAUUUCUCAGUCAGAGGGUCCCCCCAAUGAGCGUAUGUUGAAUGGCCAAUCCGAAAACACGAAGCACAACACUGACCCACCAAUUGACAGUGGGACAACAGCAGGUGACCAAAAGGACGAAAGGUGUCCUAUAUGUUUGGAUAAAUUUGAAAAUAAGAAACAGCUCAAGUGCAAACAUGAAUUUUGUAAAGACUGCCUGAGACGAGCGCAGGAAGCGAAUGGGCCCAUCUGUCCUAUAUGCAGAGUCGUCUUUGGUAAGAUAGUCGGAGACCAACCAGAUGGAAGAAUGUCACACCAGAUACUCACAAUUCCCCUCCCUGGAUACUCAGACUGUGGCACCAUAAUGAUCAGCUAUGAGAUUCCAAGUGGAACACAGACGGAAAAACAUCCCAAUCCUGGACAGCGCUAUUUUGGGAUUAGAAGACAAGCGUAUCUUCCAGACAACAAAGAGGGCAAUGAAGUGCUGCGACUGCUGAAAAAAGCUUUUGGCCAGAAGCUCAUUUUUACUAUUGGUACAUCCAGAACAACUGGUAUGGACGGCCAGGUGACCUGGAACGACAUUCACCACAAAACAUCCACAUCUGGAGGACCAGAUUGCUUUGGGUAUCCUGACCCUGAGUACCUGAGCAGAGUCAAAGAGGAGUUAAAGGCCAAAGGCAUUGAGUGAAGUGUUUGAUACAAAGUACAGGUGGAUUAGAAAUCAAAGACGUUAAAAACAAGAUGACUCUUUAAACAGACACUGAAAUUCAAACACUCUGUUUUGCUCUCUUUUCUCUGUUAAUUCUUUAAAUGAUCAGUAGGGGUUAGAAUUUACUUUUUUCAUUAGCCACAUAUAUUAUCUUCAAAUAUUGGGUGAUUACACUUUUUUGUUUGUCAAAGUUUUCAUCAUGUAACAAUAUAAAAUGUAAAGUUGCGUAAACACAGACUUAUAUGAUCUCACGUCUACAGUGCUGAUGGUCUGACUUGCUGUUUGCCUAAUAAAUGAUUAAAUCCUC
Molecule: messenger RNA, 3133 nt
Organism: Haplochromis burtoni (Burton's mouthbrooder)
Lineage: Eukaryota; Metazoa; Chordata; Actinopteri; Cichliformes; Cichlidae
Exons: 8
Coding region: 748-2805 (685 amino acids)
Biological process (GO): protein ubiquitination; Notch signaling pathway
Molecular function (GO): metal ion binding
Source: RefSeq, a predicted model, not a curated record